Messenger RNA from Diaporthe batatas, 1941 nucleotides. RefSeq lists its product as uncharacterized. Bases 214 to 1542 code for a protein of 442 amino acids. The transcript is spliced from 2 exons. The record is from RefSeq and is a predicted model, not a curated record. NCBI's taxonomy places the organism in Eukaryota, Fungi, Ascomycota, Sordariomycetes, Diaporthales, Diaporthaceae.
GCAAGUGCUACCACUUAUACGGAAGGCUUAGCCCGCCCGCUAGACUCAACCGGUGAUCCUGUCUGACAAUUGUUCCACAAGCUUCGCAUAAGCGAGUACACCCAAGCCGCGAAAUGAAACUUAGGCAGCAGAGAGAGCCUGAUUUAUUUUCCCCUGAGGAGCUUCAACAUCCCCAUCUCACGACACUGCGCCAGCUGCUGUCAUCUGGGCAUCAUGUCCAGACUCCUGCUCAACAAGCCGGUGUGGAGAAUAUGUGCCACCGCCGUGGUGGCUGUUUUGUGCAUCACUCUAUUACUGACAGGAUGGAAUUCGUAUUACCGCAAGAGACCUACCUACUUUGUCCCUCCUGAGACUGUGGGUAGCGAGCUGGAACACAAACCGGACCACGUCGACAGUGUCGCCCCAGGAGAUGAGCCUGCCACCAUAACGUUGCCUGGAUCCAUUUCAUCGGAUACACCAGCAGCUCCCGCAAGCCACCAGCAGACGGACGAUCAUGGCCUUUCAGCUGAUGCGGCGGCUAAUGCAACUCUCGGUGUAGCCGAACUGAUAGUCAUCAACAUGCCCGACCGGACCGACAAGCGCGACCGAAUGACCCUAAUGGGCUCCUCGACAGGCCUCCGCUUCACCUUCCUCCCCGGCGUCGACGUCGCCAACGUCCCCGAUUCCGCGAUGCCGCCCGGCGCUAAAGGGUGGACAGGCAAGGUCCGCGCAUCCUGGCGUGCCCACAUGGACGCACUGUGGUAUAUUGUGCAGAACAAUCUCACCUCGGCCAUCAUCUUCGAGGACGACCUGGACUGGGACGUGCGGAUCCGCGAACAGGCCCGCGAUUUCGCCCUGGCGAGCCGUGCGCUGCUGCAGCCGCUGGCCGGGAGGAAGGACUUUGCGGACCCGACGUACCCGACGGUGCAGGAAAAGGACAAGGAACUCGACCCCCCGCCUCUCAACUUCAACCAGCUCCCCAAGACCCAGGACCCAGCCACGUCGCCGUACGGUGACGGCUGGGACGUGCUCUGGCUCGGCCACUGCGGCGUGCAGCAGCCCACGGGAAACCCCAAGAACCAGUGGGCCGAGCGGUCACGGCACAUCUCACGCGGCGCGGUGGUCAGGGAGAAAGACGACACCGUCCCGCAGCCCAGCAACAUCCACUCCUGGGACGACGGCGGCCACGCGCGUUUCCGCGACUCGUACCCGGCGCACACGAGGGUCACGCACCACGAGCUCGACGCCGUGUGCACGUUUGCGUACGGGGUGUCGCAGGCUGGUGCGCGGCGGAUACUGUACGACCUGGGCCUGUGGAAGAUGGACGACCCCUUUGACCUCGGGCUGCGGCAGUUCUGCGACGGCACGUUUGAGCACAAGCGGCAUGUCUGCCUGACGACGCAGCCGAGUCUGUUCUCGCACUUCACAAAGCAGGAGGGGAGCGAUCUGGACCAUGACAAGACGUGGAAUAUUCGGUGGAGCGCCAGGGAGAACUUGGUCAAGUUGAUGGACGGCCAGGAUGAUUAUGACGAUCAGUGGCCGGAUACACUGUGGAGGGCUUAGCUUGGUUAUCACGACUUUCGGAUGUCUAAUUUUAUCUUGUAUCCCUAGACCUAAUUAUGGAGCGGAUAGUGUCAUAGAAGAAACACGUAAUCCAUUGCUGUUUUCUCUGCGUGGUCGCAAAUUUACAACACAUACUGUUUAAGGAGCUAUGUAUCUAUAAAUUGAAGUGUGAGGCGUGAUAGAUGACUAUAAACAUAAAGGAUUCUUUAUGACUGCACAUGGUCCGCGAUGCUGCAUCAUCUAGACCACGGCGCUGUGGAUUUGUUGGGACUCAUGUUAUGUAGGUAGCCCAGUCGGCAUGCAAUAUCUGCACCUUUGGCCAUCCUUCCCAGCGCUGGGAAUUGUUUUGGUCUAUUCUAGAAAUAAGGUCCGUGGCGGUGUUUACCAGCCGAAGCUAGC